CAGAGACAAGGACACUCUUGCGAAGCUCCUGAGUGAAUGCCCUACUUCCUGUAAAACCAAUACCUAAUAAAAUAAAAUCUAGGUAAAGGUUAUAACGUUUAUUUUUGAGGCGUUUGGAGCAUUUUCAAAAGUAUGUCGACCAGAUCCAGUGAGCAGACUGCGUGGCCGGCCCGAGUGCUGCGGUGGCGGGUGAUCGCCGGGAUCGCGGCGCCCCUCGUCCUCCUCGGCGGCGUCGGCCUCAACACCUUCUUCAUCCUUCGGGAAGACUGGAACAGCGUCCUCGCCUCCUCCCUGUUCUUCUUCUCAGUCUUCCAGCUGCUCUACUGGUACCUCCGAGCCAAGACUUUGUGCAGCAACCGCAGACAGGUGCGAUCGGGCUUCGUCCAGCCCAGCGAGUCGCCCCGAGAAGUGCUGGAUGAACCGCCACCUUACGAGGAAGUUAUCAAGACUGAGGCUCCUCCCCCGGCCUAUUACACCGUCGUCUCCGAGGCCUACACAGCCGUCCCUUCGCCCGUCUCUCGCACUUUCUCAACCUUUUCGCUCCCAGCUGCUUCUCCGUCAACAAGCUCCGAGAAGUCGAAGGGCUCCAAGCAGGCUCUUAGUUCCUCGUGCAUCCCCGUCCACAAGGCCUCCGGUCGGGUUUCUUCAGCGCCAAGGCCCACUCAGCCCGAGGGCGACGUCCUUGCAACGCCAGGCGGCCGAAGAGCGGCCAGCCAGGGGCGGGAGCACACGGACAGCAGCUCGAUUCACUCGGAGGAAAAUAACAGCACAAGACAGCUCACGACGGUUGCCAGCUCAACCCCAGACCCCAUCAGGGCAGCCCUCGUGCGAGCCCAAGAGGCGCAGUCCGGCGCUCGGCCCGGCCAGCCAGCCCUCAGGCGCUCGCAGCGACACCUCGGCCAGCCCUCGCCGGCGCCGCCAGCCCCCACGCACAGACAGACACAUCCGGGAGCAAGGGCAUAGGGAGUGAAAAAACUUUUUGUUAUAAUUGUAUUUAAUUCGUGUUCUUACUUCAUCAUGGUAAAUGCAUCUCAUAGUUAUAGUUAUUUUGUCAACGAGUACCGCUCUUCAUGCACCGAGUUACAUAUGCAUACACAUAUAUAUACAAGUUCUCUCUCUCUCUCUCUCUCUCUCUCUCUC
This is a messenger RNA of Penaeus vannamei (Pacific white shrimp), 1140 nucleotides long. RefSeq lists its product as uncharacterized. NCBI's taxonomy places the organism in Eukaryota, Metazoa, Arthropoda, Malacostraca, Decapoda, Penaeidae. The record is from RefSeq and is a predicted model, not a curated record.